Ixodes scapularis (black-legged tick) is the source of this 984-nucleotide messenger RNA. RefSeq lists its product as uncharacterized. Bases 72 to 935 code for a protein of 287 amino acids. The record is from RefSeq and is a predicted model, not a curated record. The transcript is spliced from 4 exons. Lineage: Eukaryota; Metazoa; Arthropoda; Arachnida; Ixodida; Ixodidae.
CGUUCCGGCUGACCAGCGCGUUGCUGUGCUGGGGCAAAGACAGGGACCAGGUGGCGGUGCUUGACAACCUGAUGACCAUGGUGCGUGAGGUCGUCGCUAUUGUUUCCGGAGCCAUCUACUGCUUCAGACCACCACCAGACCUUAAGCGUCCCGUGAGGGACAGCUUCAGCCGUCGUCUUCGUGUGUCUUGCUACUGGGAGCUGCUGGCGUACGCCGUGCUCUAUAUUCCCCACCUAUUCCUGACCCUCCUGUGGAAAAAUAGCGAGGCCAUCCUGACCAUGCUGUUCCUCUGCGUCGACGUGGAGCACCUGGACCAUGGCGCCUUGUCCAAGGCCAUCUUCGUCGGAGACUACAUCGGCUUCAUGGCUGCCAACACCCUCAUCUCCUGGUUGGCUCUGCAAUACGCCCUGGACCUGGCAGCCCUGCGAGUCGAGCUCCUGAACCAACCACAGUGUUCCCUUUUGUCGAUGUUCAGGCGUCGGAGGAGGUUGGCCAGACACUUCGCGUUCCCGUUGCUUCUCUGGGCCUGCAACACCGCCGUGGGCUUCACGGUGGCGCUUCGACAGUCCAUGCACUCCAUCAACAUCACCAGACAGCUGUCAGCACUGCUGCUCUACUCAAUCUACCAAAUGGUUCACAGCGUGUGGACCCUGGCCCUGGUGGCCUGGGCAGCCGAGGCCUUCGAGGGAAGCCUGGCCAACGCGGUCCGGGCGCGGAUGCCCGCGUGUGGCGGACACGACAUGGCACCGCUGUUGCGCGACUACUCCGAUGCCCUGGGUUUCUUCAAACCCGACGGCCGGUGCCUGUCGCGUCUGCUGGCCGCCUCGCUCGGCUACGGCGUCGUCCUCUACCAACUCACCGUUCCUUACGCGGCGUCAACCCGAAGCCAGAAGAAUUCAACGGAACAUGCGUCGUUCGGGCCUCGCUACAGCUAGGCGCAGCUACCAGGGCCCUACUGAUAUCCUCCUCAUCUUUGGGCGAUGA